GGGAUCACGUGAGGAGGCUACUGCAGAGGUGUGGCCACCAGUACCAUGUUCUGGACAGGAGCACAGAGGAUCACACCCAGAUCAUAUAGCUUCUGGAGAUGGUGGAGAAACUGCAGACCGGAGCAGCUGAGUCACAUGGUUGGGACCUGUAACUGCUACUAUGACUACUGUGAGGCUUGAGCUGUAUAUCAAGAGUCAAUGUACAAAGCAAUUAUCAAAUUACUAAUUCUCGCGAUUUCCAUGCUUAUUAAAUCUGUAUAUAAUUUCCUUUAUUCCAAAUUUCUUUUCAUUGAAAAGAUAUUUCUGGGUGCAAAAAAAUGUUUGACAUGUAUUUUCUGUGUAUAAAUGUGUACCGCUAACAGUGUCUCGUGCAUUAACUGGGUUCUUGCUAUUUGCUUUCGAAAUCAUUUCUGGCAAUUGACAGCACUCUAGUGGUCUCCAAAUGUGAGGCGCAUUUUGAUUAUGAAACUAACUUCAACUCGUUAGGAUUCAAAGUUUUUUUUAAUAGAGGAGCGGUGAUCUAGCGUAAUGGAGCUGUUGUACAGGCUACAGUUUAGUAACUUCCUGGUCAUGUUGAUCAUCUGGGCGUGCGCAUGAGAUGAUAUUGAAAAGCUAUUUAGAGUCCACUCUUCCUUUCUCCAGUUGAGACAACACUGGAGACCGAGGUUAAACGAUGUUGACUUCCAUUGUUUGCGGAGCCGUGUUCUUCCCUGGACUUUAUGCAGUUUGUAGAAAAUGGCUUAAGUCAACUUUCAGUAAAUGGAAUGACGCCGACGUGGUCAUUGUUAGUGAAAGACUGCUUUCCUUGGUGCACGCGACAAUUGCUUCCACCGCUGGGAUUAUCAUCGUUACGUCUUGUCAUAACGUCAUGACCGACAGACAUAGGCUGGCGAAUGACUUUGUGUGUUUUGGGGCCCCUUACAUGGCCUAUGAUCUGUAUGCCAUGUACUUGAGCCACUGGCACAGCCUGAGAGUGAGAGGUCAGGAGGUCAGGUGUCACUCACUACACACCGUCUGGAACUUCCUCCUCAGGGACCGCCUCAUGGUCCUUCAUCACUUGGCACUGCUCUUCGUCUUCUUGCCAAUCACACUGUUCCUCAGGAGAGGGCUAGGAGACUUCUUCGUUGGUUGCUUGUUAACCACAGAGUUGAGCACUCCUUUUGUGUCCCUGGGAAAGAUCCUUAUCCAGCUGGGUCUGCAGGAUGGCCAUCUCCACCGGGCCAAUGGGAUGUUGGUGUUGCUGAGCUUCCUGUGCUGCCGCAUCUUACUCUUCCCCUACAUGUACCUGGCCUACGGCCGCCAGCACGGCCUGCCCCUGCUCUCCGUGCCCCUUCACCUGCCUCUGCACUGUAACAUAGGCAACCUGGCCAUCUUGGCGCCACAGAUCUACUGGUUCUGUCUGCUGUGUCGCAAAGCCCGGAGACUGUACCUGCGCCAGACCAAACCAAAGGAUCCCGAUGCUCUGACACGUAGGAGCAAAACACAGUAGAGGUCACAUCAGCAGAAGCAGGUGUACUGCUGUGACCAAUCACAAAUGGCACUGAACCUUAGAGCACUGUCUUGUUCCUGGCUGUCUGACUCGGUGUGAGCAUGGGUGUUAGCAUUGUUAGUGCUGCUGGGUUGUAUUAUUCCACCAUGUUAGCGGAUGGGGUUGUAAGUCAGGAUGGCAGUCUCUGCCCAUUUAUCCAAGAAACACAAAUGCAUCUCUAUGUAAAGAGCAGCUGUCUUUUCCUCACUGUAACUUGGGUUUCUCAGUCACAAUUGUACCUCAGCUUUUGGUAAAUGUGUAGCAGAAGGAGAAAAAACUAAAUAAUGUGUAUGAUCUACUAAUGUGACUGCUAAUUUCACUUAUAACAAGCUCUUGAACAGGAAGUCAUGACUACAUUUCAUAAUUGAAUUGCUACCUCAUAGUUAUAUUUGCUAGUCAAGAUUAUAAACUGUAGCUACUAGGUAGCAUGUGUUUGCACUGUGGACAAAGUCUCCUAUCAUGACUGUGCCAUUGAGUUGGCCAAAAUAAUUUAAUCUUUUAAUGUAUUUUGCCUGCAUGAACAUACAAUAAAUGAUUACACUGAAAA
Hypomesus transpacificus is the source of this 2075-nucleotide messenger RNA. RefSeq names its product TLC domain-containing protein 3A-like. The coding region runs from base 674 to 1489 and encodes 271 amino acids. The record is from RefSeq and is a predicted model, not a curated record. Gene Ontology annotation, cellular component: membrane; endoplasmic reticulum. The transcript has 5 exons. Lineage: Eukaryota; Metazoa; Chordata; Actinopteri; Osmeriformes; Osmeridae. Gene Ontology annotation, biological process: lipid homeostasis.